AUGAGUAGUGCCCAAAUUGCUAAUAUGUUUAACGAAGCCACAAUUUUAACGGUGCGUUAUCAACAAAAAGCAAUUAGCCAAGCUAUCCUUUUAGAAGCCUUUGAUCGUGUUUUAAUGGGACCAGCUUUAAAAAGCCAAGCCCUAACCCCCGAAACUAAAAAAUUAGUUGCUUAUCAUGAAGCCGGACAUGCCGUUGUUGGUUUAGUUCUUCCAGAAGAAAUUUUAGCUCAAAUUAUGUCUUUUCUAGGUGGUCGGAUUAGUGAAGAAUUAGUUUUUGGCACUAGUUAUGUCACUACCGGCAAUUACUCAGAUUACAAAAGAGUUUCUGAAUUAGCUAGAGAUUUGAUUUUGCGUUAUAGUAUGUCUGACUUAGGAAUAAUUGCCAGCCAGGAUUCUCCUUUUUUUGGUGAAGAAAGUUUAAAUGAAUUAUCUGAGGCAGCACGACAAAAAUUUGAAGAUGAACGCUGA
Messenger RNA from Entrophospora sp. SA101, 468 nucleotides. Lineage: Eukaryota; Fungi; Glomeromycota; Glomeromycetes; Entrophosporales; Entrophosporaceae. The record is from the annotation of a GenBank genome assembly.